Messenger RNA from Neodiprion fabricii, 293 nucleotides. RefSeq names its product 60S ribosomal protein L39 (gene RpL39). The record is from RefSeq and is a predicted model, not a curated record. Bases 58 to 213 code for a protein of 51 amino acids. The transcript is spliced from 3 exons. NCBI's taxonomy places the organism in Eukaryota, Metazoa, Arthropoda, Insecta, Hymenoptera, Diprionidae. Gene Ontology annotation, biological process: translation. Gene Ontology annotation, molecular function: structural constituent of ribosome. Gene Ontology annotation, cellular component: cytosolic large ribosomal subunit; ribosome.
UGCGUCCAUUUUGCUCAAUGCUCUUCCGUUUUGCGUUUUGUUGGAGGUACUGACAACAUGUCGGCACACAAAACCUUUAUCGUCAAGCGAAAGCUUGCUAAAAAAUUGAAGCAGAACCGGCCCAUUCCGCAAUGGGUCAGAAUGCGAACAGGCAACACAAUUCGAUACAAUGCAAAGAGGCGUCAUUGGAGGAGAACAAAGUUGAAGCUGUAAACUGGAGCAUCAAUCUUGGCCAUCGAUUUCUAUGGAUCAACAUGAUUGUGUCACUUUAAAUAAACAAAACUCUAAAUCCA